AUGGCUACAAGCCCUGAAAGGCUAUCAAUCGAUCAAUGUGAUAAGCAAGUGGCUAGUCGGCAAACCAGAGGAGAUAGUACACAAUUUCAGUUUGGAUUCAAUAUGUUUCACGAAAUAGGAAGAUCUUUUAAUAUGACCUACCGAUGUUAUUCCGUCUCCAUGUUACCAGGAAAUGAGAGACAAGAUGUUGAAAGGGGCGGAAAAAUUAUAAUGCCUCCAUCAGCAUUAGAACAACUAACUCGUCUUAAUAUUGAGUACCCAAUGAUAUUUAAGUUGACAAAUAAAAAAACGAAAAGGAUCACACAUUGUGGUGUUUUAGAGUUUGUUGCAGAUGAAGGGAGAGCCUAUCUACCUCACUGGAUGAUGACAAAUUUAGUACUAGAAGAAGGUUCAUUAUUACAAAUAGAAAGUGUAUCUCUACCUGUGGCUACAUUUUCAAAAUUUCAACCCUUGUCUGAAGAUUUCCUUGAUAUAUCAAAUCCCAAAGCAGUGCUUGAAAACUGCUUAAGGAACUUCUCAUGUCUGACAACAGGUGAUGUGAUUGCAAUCAAGUACAAUUCAAAGGUUUAUGAGCUCUGUGUCUUGGAAACUAAGCCUGGUAGUGCUGUUAUAAUUAUUGAGUGUGAUAUGAAUGUUGAAUUUGCACCGCCAGUUGGCUAUAAGGAAGAGGAACAUAUUUCAAGAAAUGAUGGUAAUGCUGACACAGAAAUGGAGGAAGAUAGUCAAGUUAUGAUGCCAGAACCAAGUGGCUUUAUAGCUUUUAAGGGUGAAGGCAAUAGAUUAGAUGGCAAGAAAAAAAAGUUAACAAGUGAGAGUGAUUCAGAACCUCAGGCAUCAGGUUCAAGACAGAUGCCAUUUGUACGUGGUAUACCAGAUUAUGACUAUGUGAUUGGAACUUUAAAAUUCAUACGAAAUUCUCGACCUUCAAAUUCAAAGGAAGAAGCACCUGCAGAACCAUUCCAAGCAUUUAAAGGAGAAGGCUUUACAUUAAGAACAGCUAAAACUAAAAAUUGA
Pieris macdunnoughi is the source of this 1014-nucleotide messenger RNA. Lineage: Eukaryota; Metazoa; Arthropoda; Insecta; Lepidoptera; Pieridae. The record is from the annotation of a GenBank genome assembly.